Molecule: messenger RNA, 2643 nt
Organism: Exaiptasia diaphana
Lineage: Eukaryota; Metazoa; Cnidaria; Anthozoa; Actiniaria; Aiptasiidae
Exons: 3
Coding region: 4-2088 (694 amino acids)
Source: RefSeq, a predicted model, not a curated record
CCAAUGUUAAGAAUUGUUCAUUUUUUUUUACAGUUUUUAAGGUGUGAUAUCUACAUAGAAAUGCUGAGGAAGAUCUAUUCACUCACCUUGGGAGAUAAUUGCUUCAGCGAUGCUCUCAAUUUGUUGGAAAUUCAAGAAUUAUUGCAGUUUGAUGUUUGGAAUGUCGCUUCUGAUGAUAUUCUAUCAAAACUUACCAUUUUACACAGAAUGUUCCGUUCUCUGUCUAGAGGAUCUUGUUGUCCAAAGUUGAUUGAUAUUUGUAAUUACUUGGUUGACAAUAACGUUAUUACUGUACUGUCAUCAUUGAUGGGUGUUGAUAACCAAUAUGUUGUUUAUAUGUCUGCCAAAGCAAUGAUAUCUCUCGUUAUGUACCGACCUUCCUUGAUCAAGAAGUUGCAACUACAACAACAUUUUGUAGACUGCUUGAAAUUCAAAUGGAAGCCAAUUUAUCUGAUGAAGGUGCUGACUCAAGUUGUGAAUAGUUCGUGUAGUUCAGAAUGCCAAGGGAAGAAACCUACUAGUGUGUCAUGUAAAUGUAGCAUGACCUCAAAUCAUAUGGAUACUGGAUCCAACCCAGAACACUAUCCUGCAUUAUAUGUUAACUUGAUAAUUGAAGGAAGUAAAGAAUUUCUUAUCUCAUCAUAUUGUUCUUUGUGGAAAGACAUUUUUGAAAACUACAUUCAUUCAAACACAGACACAAAAUACACAAAUUGUGAACUUGAAAAGGUUUGUGAAGUUCACAGAAAUACUGGUGCAAUGGUUCAACAGAAUCUAAAUAAAAGAUGCAUUGAAAUUUCAAAUAGAAAUGAACAAGUUUUGCUAUCAUUUCUUCACUUUUUGUCAGCAUUUUUCAAAUGGAAAGUUACUAAUGAUUUGUACCUGGGAAAUACAACUCUACUGAAAGAACACAAUCAAAGUGCAGUGAUGAAAAAUUGUGAUCAUCUACUUCUAGUAAUCCCAUUAUUUGUGCACAUUCUUCAAGAUAAAGGGUUAUCUAGUGAAGUUUGGAAAAGUGUUGUUGAACUUCUGUUAUYAUGUCUGUGUACAGAUACAAAUGAGAAUCAUCCUUUUGCCUUUGUUCUUUCCCAUCAUAUUAGUGUAGCCAUUGUAAUGGMAACUACCAUUGGUGUUCUGGAUAAGAUACCUGUAURUAAUGGCUUUGAAGGAUUUGGAGGAGAAAAUAUAGCUCUUCUAAAUAGUAAUCAUGAUAAUCAAUUGUUACGUCAUAAGGGUUUAUCACGUCGAAUAUCACUAUUGAUUAUCAAGGCAUCAUUUGUUUUGAUGAAUGGACAAAACAAUGGUUCUUUAAAGCUUGUCAUAGAAGCUCUCACCACUUGGUYGCUGUCCCUGCUGUCCAAYAAGAACAACUACAUUAACAUGCUGUUGGACAUGUUUGCUGAUCAAGAUGACGAGAUGCUUGAGAUGAUGCUCUUCUUGUUAAAGCUGCAUAUCAGCCUUAUAAAAACAAAUGAAAUUGGUCCUGAUGYACAAUCUGCCAUUGAUAACUUCAACCCCCAUGUGCUGUUUGUUGAAUUCCUGUCUACCAUUCACUUUGACCAUUCUGUUCUCUUGGACUUUCUUGUUUCAAGUGAGACUAUGUUCCUGGAAUACAUUACAUGUUAUUUACAGCUAGUUUUGUGUGACUGGAAGGGAUUUUGUAAUGACAUUCAAGCACACUUUAUAAAAGAAGAUAUUCCAAAGCAAACCAUGAUCAAUGGUAACAUCAAAGGUGAUGAUGAAAGUAGUGUUGGUCUGUUGUCUAGUGAUGCUUAUGGUAGUGAUUGGAAUAGUUUAGAUGAUCAUGAUGUCCUUGCUGUCCAUGAUGUUGAUGGUGUUGUCRGUGAUGUUGUUACCAAUAAAUAUGAUAGUGAUAGUGUUGAUGAUGUUGUUGAUAUUGAUGAUGAAUGCAUCAAAGAUGUUAGCUGUUCUAUGCUUAGUUCCCAGUCCAUACUAGAAAGAACAAUGUCUUGUCUAAUCCAUCUAAGGAUUUCUGUCCAGAGACUAGUGAGGGCCAGUUUAUUCCCAUAUAAUGUCAAUCCAUUGUUAAAGAAGUUUGAAGCUGUCGAAAAUCGUUUUGAUGGAUAUUAGAUAAAGGAAUGUAUUGAAGGUAACUUGUGAUAAUCUCUGAAUAUAAUCGUGCACAUCUCAUUUUGUUAUGCCACCUGUUAAACGAAUAACGGCUCAACUGAAAUACAAACUUAUGUAAUUUACAGACUUUGUCACUGAGUUGUUUUGAACUUUCUGAACUGAAUCAUUUAAAAAUGAGAUGAAGCAUUUAGAAAUAUGCGACAAUUAUGUAAUUGCAACAGGCACAUGAUUCAUGUAUGACAACCACACCACAAUAAUGCUUUUCCCAUAAGUCCAAUGAAUAAACUUAAUAGUUGUAUAAGUAUUAUUCGUGAUCUAAGUGAUUGUUAGUGCUUUAUUUUAAGAUUAUUAUUUUAGUGUGCGAUAUUCAUAUGAUAUAAUAUUAAUUGAUAUAAUGUAAUAUAAUUUUUAUAAUUUCUUCUUUCUUACAUUUACAGUGGCCUGCCACUGAAUAGUUUUAACUACUUGCAGGUUACUGGAAGCCAUGUAAUCUAUACUCAUCAAAAUGAUAAUAAAGUCUGUGCACGUGUGAAUGCAUAUACUCGAUGAGAAAAA